This is a messenger RNA of Pomacea canaliculata, 6896 nucleotides long. RefSeq names its product tripartite motif-containing protein 2-like. Gene Ontology annotation, molecular function: ubiquitin-protein transferase activity; zinc ion binding. The transcript has 3 exons. Gene Ontology annotation, cellular component: chromatin; nucleoplasm. NCBI's taxonomy places the organism in Eukaryota, Metazoa, Mollusca, Gastropoda, Architaenioglossa, Ampullariidae. Bases 4056 to 5789 code for a protein of 577 amino acids. The record is from RefSeq and is a predicted model, not a curated record. Gene Ontology annotation, biological process: positive regulation of DNA-templated transcription.
AGCACUUAUGGAACUCAAGAAAGCUUCCGAUGAUUUGGAGAAAGAUCUGGCCGCUGACACACAGCGAGUACAAGGUGAGCUCAACUCACUUCUCAAACUUCAAUCCCGCGCUCAACACGCGCUGAGUUCCACCUGUGACACGGAGGUCCUGCAGGUGGAGAGAGAGAUGACACGGGGAGAAGGAAGCUCAGAGCAACUGAGAGAACGAGAAGAUGGACUGCCUGUCACGACUUACCGCCAUGUACUCCACGGUGACUUCUAUAACUACAUUGAGGACCGCUACAUGAAGACAUUUAUCGGGUCACCAGUCAAACAGAUUUUUCCAAGCAAGAAAACCGCAGACAUCGUUCGCGUGGGUCGAUUUGGCGAUAGAGGAUGUCGGGAAGUGCAUGCUAUGAGGCAGAGGAAGGACGGAAGUAUCGAUGUGUUUUAUGGCGGAACAGGAGGCGACUACUCUAAAGAGAAAGGUGUAAAUGUCAACUCUGAUGGUUCAAGAGGACCUGAGACAGACUACGGAAUGCGGAUAUCAUGCGUUACACGUAAGGAUGACAUUUUGCCAUGGGAAGAGCCAUCGUUCUGUCAUCUUGGUUCUAAGAAUAAAAGUAUGCAUUUGUUAAGUCAGGACUUUGAAACGGGUGUGUUUAGUAUCUGUUCAAUAGAAGAUGAACAAAGAGAUGAAAAAGAAACACUUACUCUUUUAUUGAGCCCACAGUUACACAGGGCACACAACUUUGAUUCAAACGAGCAAGGGACGUUCUUUGCUGCAGUAGACGAAGAUGAGAAUAAGAACUCAGAUGAUAAAUCAAUGAAAACAAACGAGAAUACAGAGGGUAGCCGGCGUUCCCGUGUUGUACGUCUGUAUUCUAACAAAUCUGACGACCCCAUAGCGACCUACAAGGAAAAGAACUUCUUCCCAUCAGACGUCUGCUUCUAUGGCAAAGACGUGCUGCUGAUCGCUGAUUGGAUGAACGACUGUGUGCACGUGACAACAGUAUCACACCGUGGCAUCAACUUUGUCUGCUUCCUUCCUGGCAGUGGUGACAUGGUGCGGCCCACAGCUCUGAACCUUGACCUUAACGGUCAGCUGCUGAUUGGAUGUAGUGAUGGAUGGGUCCUGAGAGUACCUGUCGUCUACUAGGACAGAUUUCCAGAUGACAUUUUCUAUUUGAUGUGGUAUAGUAUGAGGCAGUACAUUAGAACGACACCCACAGAACAUUGGAAAUCCAUCAUAGUCAGCAGCAGUUUCUAGCAUUCCAAAUGAUGAGCUUAAUUGGAAAUAUUUCAUUCUAGAUAUGAAUCUACGUUUGAGUGUAUUACUUGAUGAUUAUUGUUAUUAUAAUUACACAUUAUACUUCCAACACAGAAAUGCUUUAAAUUUACAACUUAGUUUUUGUAUGCCGUCUGUGUUGAUGUUACAUUAACAUAUUUAAUUACACUACUUAUUAUGUUCUUCUAUGCUAGCAGACUGAAUCACUAGUUCUGCAUUAAAAUCUCUGUAAUUUGAAGUAAAUGAGGGAAUAACGAUUAUCCAUAUUCUCGACAAUUUUGUAACAGUGUCAUCAUGCAUAGGUAGAAACACAAAUGCAUCGGAGAUCAUUUUCUUCCUUCGCUCAACAUCAUCAAUUGGAAUUACUGGAAAAUUGUCACUAUAACAGAUCUGAAGUGUUUUCUUUUAUUUGAGAACAAAUUUGCCAACAUUUGUAAGUAUUGUUUCUGACAUAUUAUGCUAACGUGUGCGCGUGCCACUUCUUUGUGUGUGUGUGCGCGCUCGCGCUUCUUUUUUUAUGUCGUUCAUUGAAGCACGUGUUGCCAGUCCAUGAACAGUGGAAUAAAGUGAAUGCCACUUGGUUUCAAGAAUGCUGAAAAUAAUGUCAUUUCUUGAUGAAACUCUUUGUUGGCUCAUUCUCUUCAGUAUGACUCCAAACGUGCCAACAGACAAUUUUGUAAAAGCAGGAGUAAGCCGAUGUAGUCAAGAACUUUAAGCACUACUUGAAACAGAUGUUUUAUUUAAAGUUCGUGUUCAAAAAUCUAAAUAGAGAAAUAACAUUUGGUGAAUACUGAGCUCUAUAUCAGCAACUAACUGUAUCUUAUGUUCAUAGUGAAAUUUUAAAAAAUGUGAAAGAAAAUUGUUACAUUAAUAGACUUGGUUUGUGUUUGUUUACACUCUGCAGCAUGUUAUCUUCGAUAAACAAGAAAUUGUUGUAAGUAUUCGACUAUUUAAUAAUUUACGUAUGUCUAAAAGUCCUCGUCAUACAAGGUUGACUAUAAUCGUAAUCAUCAUUGUGGUUCUUUUCCCAGACCAAAUAGUGUGUACAUAUUUUAUAUAUGCUGUUGUGUACAAAUUGCAUUUCAAAUCAGCUGCUGCUGUGUGCAAAUUUUGUUUGUACAUUUUCUCAAUUUGCUUUAAGCAGUUCUUGUUUGUUUGCUUUUUUGUUUGUUUGGUUUUUUUUCACCCACACCAGUUGGAUGUUCUAUGUUCUGGUUGCUAGUGUACUCAAGAGAACGUUGGCGGUUUGAGGCUUAUUUUAAACUUUAUUUAGGUAUCGAUAAGACACCUUUGGGCGAACGAAAGCUGUCUAUUUGUAUAACAAAAUACUGAUGUUCAGGCGGAGAGCAUGUCAAUCCAGAUUACAACUGCAAAGUCAGGUGGGCAUCUUAAACUAUGCUUGUCAAGUCGUGUGAGGGGAACACUUUUAACUUUGAUUUCUUGACAGUAUGUUGAGUGUGAAACAAGAUUGACACAAAAUUAAAUUAGGUUUCGAGUUAAAAAUAGAUUCUGAUGGACUAUCAUUUCUUUAUACUUUUAAGGGCAUUGUGUAUUACAAGACCUGCAGUGACAUCCAUUUGUACGUAGAUACUGGCAAUACCUGUCCUGGGAAGGUUGGGAGGAGGAGAGAUUAAGUCCUUUUUCUACUUUACACCAUUCAAAGCGAUAACAUGCUAAAAAUAGCGGAAAGGUAUCGCUCGUAAUACGUUUUACUCACAUCGGGAAUUUCCGGAGGAGAGGUCUACUCAUCUGCAUAGACAGGUAACACCCGUUGUCACCUGGAACACAGCGGACAGGGAGGAACGUUUGAUCACUGGAGCUUCUUGUCACAUUCUUGCUGUUCGAUCGACGUGCAGAAAUGACGAAAAAGGAAUUACCGGCGAGGAGGAAGUGCCGGAAAGAGGAAUUAUCGAUAAAGAGAGAUUCCGAAAGCAGCCGCCAAGACGGAUGAUACCGGUACAUGUGUGAGUACCAACAGAGGAAUUGGUGCUUGGAGUUCCUUGCAAAGGAAAGGAGCUUAUGUGGAGGGACGAGUAAUAAGAACCCGCCGAAACGGAUCUCUAACGACCGGAGGGCCUGGGAGCCUGGUAUCGUCUACCAGCAAGUGUGUUAUUUUUCAUGGAGAUCACAGUGUUGUGUGAGGGAAGUUGUUCGCAGGAGGAACAUUCCUAACGCUGAGGAUCGAGAGAGAGUAUCCUACAUCAAGUGGCAGAUGACAGGACUGGAAAGAGUAAGCUACACGAGGAGAAGUAAGUGAGGACGUUUACCAAAGGAAAAAUAGUUGUGUAUUCGCCAGUGACGCCUGCCACCUUCUCAGACAGUAAGUUGAACUAUUUUGUUAACAGAAGGAGAGACUUGCGUCUACUUAAAGGAACUUUAGAGAGAUUGAAAGAUAUUCUUCGCGUGUGUGAAAGUGAAAGAUUCUGUGACAUUUUUGAAUGUAAUAACGUGCUUAGAAAAGUUGUAGUUGGAUUUUGUUAGCAGUUUAAGAAACUGCAGAAGACCUGCCAGAGAGCGGUCUUGGAUUAAGUUAACAGUUUCAUUGAGUGUACUGCGUUAAUUGUAGUUGUGUACGGUGUGUAUGUUGGAAGUUUGGUGUGUAUAUUAAACGGACGUCCUGAACUGAGGUGAUCUCGUGUUUUCUUAUUCUUAAAGAAUGCGCAAGUCCGACAUCAGGUUGUGACAAUCACUCAUAUUGUAAUGAUUUUAUUUCAGGGAUGGUUUUCAAAAUGAACUAGGAGUUUAUAACUUGCUUAACAUUGGAACAUACAAAAAUUACUCAUCGAACAUGGCUGCUACUCAGGAUAACAUGACGUGUGCAGUCUGCACAGAAGUUUACACAUCACCGAGGUUUCUACCCUGUCAUCACACCUUCUGUCUUGAGUGUCUAGAGGAGCUGGCAAAGAGACAUGGAGACACCAUCCCGUGUCCUACCUGUAGAGCUCCUGUUACUGUACCGCCAGGUGGUGUGUGUGAUCUACAAGUCAACUUCUACUUCACGGAGGAAGCUCUGGAGAGGGCGCGGAGUGAGGGAAGUCGCUCCAUGUGUCCUGUACACAAUAAGGAGUGUGCUAUAUUUUUCUGUACACAGUGUGACCAAGCCAUCUGUAUAAGAUGUAAGCUGACCAAACACGAGGGACACGUUACAGAAGAUCUGUCAGAUGCAGUCGCUCGCUGUAAACAAACGAUUGAACAUGAACUGGAUCGUCUUGACGCUGCACUUGCUUAUAAUACAUUCACCAAAUUUAAUUUGAAACUAUCUGAUGAGCAUUUACAAGAAAAGAAAGUUGCAUUAGCGAAGCAGAUUCAAGUCCGGCAUGAUGCCAUCGUGGCUAUGGCAGGAAGAUAUCGUGACCAGGCGAUGAGAAAUCUUCAGAAAAUGUCAGAGAGUCUGAGGAACGAGUUUACCGCCAUAACACAGCCAAUAAUAGACGAGGAGAACUCUAUCUUCGAGCUUCAGGAACGAGCUGUACACGCGCUGAGUUCAGCCUGUGACAUGGAGAUCCUGGAGGUGGAGAGAGAGAUGACACGGAGAGGACGCGCCGAGCGGUUGACAGAACUAAGGGCUGGGUUGCCUACUUUAUAUUAUCUACCUGGACUCGAUGGGGAUUUCACUAACGACAUUGAAAACUGCGUCAAGAUGUACAUAGGAUCGCCAGUGAAGCUGACAAAACAGAUUGGAGAUAGUCACAGUUUUACUAUCAAUAGCAGAUGCGGAGAUGGCGAAUGUUGUGAGGUGCACGCGUUGCGGCAAAAGGAGGAUAAACGUAUCGAGGUAUUUUAUGGGGGAACGGGAGGUGACUUCUCUAAAGAGAGGUCAGGGAUUUUAAUGAAUUAUGAUUCUAAAAGAACUAUUGCUGAUCAAGAGUACGGAAAAAGAGUAUCACCAAUCACACGAAGAGAUCACAUAUUGGAAUGGGAAGGACAAGAGAAGAGAAUUCUUGCUUCAAAGGAUGCCGGCAUGUAUUGUAUAAAUCAGAACUGUACGACAGGUGAGUGUUUUAUAAGUUUAAUUAAGUUACAACAAACAGGAGAGAAGGAGACAUGGUGUUUCGGUCUUCCUUUAAUCCAUCCAGAAGUAAACAGGAUACAGAACUUUGAUGCUGACAAAGACGGGAUGUUGUUUGCUGUGGUAGACGAAGAUAAAGAUGAAACUUCAAAUGAUGAAUCAUGUAGGAGAGAUGGAAACAGCACGCGCAAAGAAAGGUCCCGUCGUGUUGUACGUGUUUAUUCCAAUCAAUCUAACAAACCUGUAGCCACCUAUACACCACCAGUACAACCGUUUUUCCCAACAGACGUCUGCUUUUGGGGCAAAAAGUUGUUGGUGAUUUCUGAUUGGAUGAACGACUGCGUACACGUUACACAGGUAGAUGACGAUGAGAUCACAUUUGACAGCUACCUGCCAGUCGACAUGGUGCGGCCAACAGCUUUAAAUGUUGGCUUUCAGGGCGAGCUGCUCAUUGGGUGUGGCGAUGGCUUGAUUCUACAAUGUUUGUUUUCCGCUUCUCUCUAUGAAAAGUAGAAGGUGUAUCACAAUUACAAAUUUUAUUUCAAAUCAGCUUCUGAUGUUUGCAAAGAUUUGUUUUAGACAUUUUCUUAAACAGUUGUGUUUAACCAGUUGCUGUUUUUUUUUCUUCAUCCACACUAAUAAGAGGUUGUAUAUUCUGGUUGCUAUUGUACUCAAGAGAAGGUUGGUGGCUUUAUGCUUGCUACCAUUGAUGACAGGAGCCUCGAGAUGAUACACAGACAUAGAGUCUGCGUUCUACCCUCUUUGCCCUAAACAAGGCAAAACACCAUCGUCGACAUUAGGUUAUGCUAUAUUCACUUGCCUUUCAUGUUACUUGUCCAUAACGAACUUUGUACCUGUCAAUGUUUAAUCCGUGAAUAAAAUAAUCCCAGAGAUAGUUUUUAGAUUGUGAGAAAACUCAGUGUCACCAGGUCACAUCAUGUCGGCUUUGCGCUGCAGGUGUCAGCUUAGCUUUUGUUUAUUUAACCAGCAGUGAAAGAAUGAAAGUCUGAUAAGAGUCUUGGAUUGAUGAUGUAUGAAACUAGUCAUAGAUGAAGUUAUCGUAUUCAUUACAUUAAUGAUAUUUUUGGAAAAGAAAUCUUUUACAGCAUUUCUUAUUACUGGCACUAGCAGACUGAUACACAUGUUCUGUACCUGCACCAGAACUCACAUUUUGAGUUAGUGUGUAUUUGAUGAAAUAGUCGAUCGAGCUGUCUUGUCAACAAUGACAAAUAAAUGAGUGUAUGUAUUUUUUGUCACAAAAUGUUAUUUUGUACUGGUAGAUUGCAUUGGUUAUGAGUGUUUUCUACACUAAUAUAUGCCAGUCUUAUAUCCGAUGAUUAGAUGUAGUCGUGUGAUGCUCAUCUUUUUCAAAAUAUUUUGGAAAUUUUCACGAAUACUGUAUAAAAUAGUGAUUAGUGAGUGAAAUGAACUGGAAUGUAUAUUUGAUGGGUCAACAUCCCUUUCAAAGGGGGGUGAAAUAUUGUUAUAUAAUCAUCAAUAGAAAAACAUAAACAGACAUAAAAAUGAGAUGGGUUUUGUCCCUUGUCGCUUGCUGUAGGGGUGGUGGAGGUGCGAGGGCAAGGAGGGGUCCCGGCGGGUAGUGUAGAUAGUUACCUAUUC